AUGAAUUCGAAACGCUUAAGCAAUGAAACCGAGAAAAGUGAUGCUAGAGUAGCUUGGUGGCUUGGUAUUUCAAAACCAUCCAAAAGGGGUUAG
Molecule: messenger RNA, 93 nt
Organism: Penicillium digitatum Pd1
Lineage: Eukaryota; Fungi; Ascomycota; Eurotiomycetes; Eurotiales; Aspergillaceae
Source: RefSeq, a predicted model, not a curated record